GUAUGAAAUGACAAUGGAAUCAGUUUGGCACAUAAACAUAAGGAACAUUUUCAUCAUAUGGAGCAUCCUCGGCUUCACGUGUCAAUGUAUUCACUACUCCCCAACAUGGGAGUCCUUGGACAGUAGGCCUAUACCGACCUGGUAUGACGAGGCAAAGUUUGGUAUUUUCAUCAAUUGGGGUGUCUAUUCAGUACCUAGUUUUGGGUCGGAAUGGUUCUGGUGGAAUUGGAAGGGGAGACAUGCCCAAGCUUACGUUGACUUCAUGAAAGCUAACUACCCUCCUGGGUUUGAAUACGCCGACUUUGCUCCAAUGUUCACAGCGGAGUUCUAUGAUCCAGAGUUAUGGGCUGAUAUGUUCAAUGAAUCAGGAGCAAGGUACAUCGUUCUCAGCAGCAAGCACCACGAGGGAUUCACACACUGGCCCUCCAACGUUUCCUUCAACUGGAAUUCUCUGGAUGUUGGACCUCAUAGGGACCUUAUAGGUGAUCUUGCAAGUGCCAUCCGUAGUCGCACCAACACCCACUUUGGUCUCUACCACUCUCUAUUUGAAUGGUUUCAUCCUCUCUACCUUCAGG
Molecule: messenger RNA, 575 nt
Organism: Owenia fusiformis
Lineage: Eukaryota; Metazoa; Annelida; Polychaeta; Sabellida; Oweniidae
Source: the annotation of a GenBank genome assembly